Colletotrichum costaricense is the source of this 249-nucleotide messenger RNA. RefSeq lists its product as uncharacterized. The transcript has a single exon. The record is from RefSeq and is a predicted model, not a curated record. The coding region runs from base 1 to 249 and encodes 82 amino acids. Lineage: Eukaryota; Fungi; Ascomycota; Sordariomycetes; Glomerellales; Glomerellaceae.
AUGAAUCCUCCUGCUGCUGAGCCUGCCACUAACUACUGUGCUGCUGCUGUGUGUUCUGGCGAUUCAAACUAUUACCAACAGCGUGUGGCUGCCAAGGCUGCGUGCCACCAGCGCACCGCAAAGACAAUGACGACGCCAUUAUCACAGGCUGCCGAGAUGCCUCCCGCUGUGAGUUGCUUUUUCCACAUUCCAGAGAAACUGGCCCUGCUGUUCCAGCAAACUCCAGAGUCCGAAGUCUGCCCUACUUGA